This is a messenger RNA of Seminavis robusta, 1884 nucleotides long. The record is from the annotation of a GenBank genome assembly. Lineage: Eukaryota; Bacillariophyta; Bacillariophyceae; Naviculales; Naviculaceae.
AUGACACGCAAGAACUACCUGAAUCCUCAGCCUCACUACCAUCAGCUCUAUCACCAGCAUCCUCCUCCUCAUCAUCAGCAUGGUCCCCCAACUCCUACCUCUAUUUCACCCUCUAGUACCGGUAGCAGGAGACCUGUGAUGAGCAAUCAUAAUAGGAGGUCCUUGAAUACCAAUGGUAGUAGUAGUGGUAGUAGCAAUCGCAUGGUGGGAGUGGCCAUGUUUGCCGGCAUGGCCGUAGCACUGCUCUACCAGAUGGGAUACUACGGUUUCUCCAUCAUGAUGGAAACCAAUUCUCUAUCGUCGGCACGAAAACAUCGUCAACAACUGCAACAAGAAACCGCCACCAUGGUCAAGGCACCCACUGUUCCCAGGGAAGAACAUGAAGAACGGUUGGAAGACAACGAACACGCUCCCCCCAUUGACGUUGGGUUGCUCAUGCAACAGCAACCACAAGAAGAACCAGAACCACCCAGAAAGAGUCCCAUCAAUCAACAUCUCGUGUCCGGAGAUAUCGCACGCAUGAUUGCCCAAAAGUUGGCCAAACAGUACGAAUUCAAUCCAGAAGAAGAACAUGUAGGAGAAGCAGAAGAACCGCGGGGAUACAAUCAAGUUGUGGAAAGAAAGUUUAGUUUUCAAGAUGCCUUUGCCAGGGACACGGCCCAGGAACACCCACCACGCAACAGCAGAAAGAGUCGACAUCCCGAUGACUACGAUGAGGACGAAGAAGACGUCGACGAACAAGGAUUUCUUCCACCCAAACAACCACAACAACAACAAGAAACAGUUUCCAGUAAUGUGGUCCCCAUUCCAAUCGUCUCUAGUCAACAAGUACCCAAGGGAAUGCCCAAAUACGAAGGAGAAUUGCCCGACGAUUGGAAUGCCAUUCUCAAACUACGAAGAGAAUUCAUGGCCAAACAUCAUCCACCCCCCAAGGCAACCGUCACCAUUGGCAAGGGCAUUUCGGUACGAUUGCCACAAUUACAACAACCACCACAACAACCACAAUUUGGUCCCAAUGGAGAACCCAUUAUUCUGCUACGCUCCGAUGCCCUCUAUCAAAAGGGAACCUGGGACAAGUCACCCAUUAUCAUUGAAAAGUACAAACUGGUUUUCUUUACAGUCCCAAAGGUCGGAUGUACCGCAUUUAAACAACUCUUUCGAAGAAUCAUGGGAUACGACAAUUGGAAAGAUCAUCAGUACUACAAUGAACCCUUUCUUCCUCACAAUCCCGCCACCAACGGACUCAAAUACUUGAGCGAUUAUCCCUUUGAACAAGCCAACGAAAUGUUGACGUCUGACGAAUGGACGCGUGCCAUUUUUGUACGCAAACCCGAAGAACGCGUCCUAUCCGCAUUUCUAGACAAGGCAGCGUACAGUAAGGGAUACUACCUACGCAUGCGCUGUUGUCCCAAGUUUACGGCUGGAACCGAUCCCUGGAAACUAUUGCAAUGUGGAACGGGAACCAAACAAUACACACCUCCCGCUCCAGGUGAAACCAAUACACCCAUCAUGACAUUUGAACAGUUCUUGACCGAUAUCAUGCCGCAUUGUAGUGAUCCUCAUUGGGAACCACAGGCCAUUCGAAUGGCCCCAAAGUAUUGGGAACGCAUUAACUUUGUCGGGCGGUUUGAAUCGUUGCAAGAAGAUACCAAAGCCCUCCUGACGAAAUUGGACGAUGCCUGGGAUACCUACGGUGCCAAGGGUUGGGAUGAUGGUGGGGCCAUUUUUGAUAUCAGUCAAAAGGCCAAGCAUGGGACCAAAGCACAAGACAAGGAUAGCAAAUCCAAGUUUUUCACAAAGGAUGCUUUGACCACGAUCGCCUCGUACUACGAUGCCGACUACGUUCACGACAAGUUGAAUUUUGAACGACCAGUGAUUGACUGA